UACCGCACCCACUGGAGGCAGGAGCCUGUAAACUGGAGCAUCCUUGUGUUUGUGUCCGAGUGCCCCACAACAAUAACAACAACAACAACAACCACAAAACACACGCUUUGACGUGGGCAGUUUCAGCAGACAUGGCUCGUGAGAGCAGAGGGAGCCAUUCGUCGACUGACUGGUAGCUUUUAUCCUCCCAACCCCCCGAACCCGCCUCUCUUCCCAGGCUUUUAAAUCAUCACCAUGGCCAAGCAGUACGAUGUGCUCUUCCGACUCCUGCUUCUCGGAGACUCUGGGGUUGGAAAAACAUGUUUGCUAUGCAGAUUCACCGACAAUGAAUUUCACCCGUCUCACAUUUCAACCAUAGGGAUCGACUUCAAAAUGAAGACGCUGUUAAUAGAUGGUAUCAAAGUGCGCAUCCAGAUAUGGGACACUGCAGGCCAGGAACGCUACCAGACCAUCACUAAGCAGUACUACAGGCGAGCGCAGGGAAUUUUCCUGGUUUACGACAUCACAAGCGAGCGCUCCUUCCAACACAUCAUGAAGUGGGCCAGUGACGUGGACGAGUACGCUCCAGAGAAGGUCCAAAAGAUUUUGGUCGGGAACAAGUCGGAUGAAGUGGACAAGAGGCAGGUGGCCACAGAGCAAGGUGUCAAGCUGGCCAGAGCUUAUGGAAUGGAUUUUUUUGAGACAAGUGCCUUCACCAACCAUAACAUAACAGAGACUUUCACACGGCUGGGCGAGCAGGUGCUGGCGGCCAACAAGAAGGACUUAGAUCUUCUGCGGUUGUCUCUGAACGACGAGCUGAACCUGGCCGCUCUGGAGGAGGAGGAGGGACUGUGUGACGGCGGGUCCGCCGACCAAGGGAAAGGUUGCUGGUGUUAAAAGACAGAACACAAAAGUGUUGAACUGCCUCCUUCAGACACAGCGAGAUGAGGGGAGUGUGUGGGGGUGAUGUUUGUUCCUACCUAACGCUUAUCCAUCACCCGUCGGGAAAUUCUAUUAUGGAAAGGCGUUGAAGCAUUUAUUCGAUAUCCCUGAUAGCCACCUUCAGGUCAAUGUACUAGUGCACUCUUUAUCCUCACUAGUGUGACAAUUUGGCGAUACUAGUAAAGCCACUAGGGCGGACUAGUAGAAUGACUGGCUGUUUGGUUCUGACCUGAAGUAACCCUGCCUGGUGUCACAGACGGUGAACUUUAGACACCGGAUUGUCGCCGGUUGAAUUUCAGACAGCGAAUUGUGGCAACUAUUAAAAAUGUGAUCACUUUACAUUUCAAAUUCAAAUCCUGUUUUCUGUGGCAUUUCAAAUUCAAAUCCCGGUGGCACUAAUUUAUUUCCAUACAUAUUUAUCUUUUGUGAUGGCUUGUUUUCAAAUAUAAAUAUAGGUACAUGUUUUAUUCAUCUUGAGCGCAACACAUUUGUAUUGCAUCCUUACCCAAGUACAGGCUAUUUAUUUAUUUACCUACCUAUUUAUUCAUUUAUUUAUUUAUAUUUAUUUUUAAGUGUUGUGUUCAUGUUUAAACGGUGCAUACUGUUAGAGAGGGUUACAAUAAUAUAAAAUAUACAAUAAAGCCCUGCCUUGUUCUUGAUGAACUCUUAGGCCUACUGCACUACUGAAUUUCCGUGUCGGUUAUCAUGGUGGUAACUUGAAGAGGUAGGUUUUUCUUUUAGUUUGUACUUGUAAACAGUUUAAGAACCACUCAGCGAGCACUUUAAUAUUAGUCUUAACAGUACACAGUUUUGCUUCACUAGUGUCAACGUGUCAUUGUUCUUCUUAUCUGUCAAAGUUCUACUAGUGAGGACAAGGAGCGUAUUAGGACAUGAACCUUAAAUUAGAUAUAAAUGGGUGGCACGGUGACGCGUGGUUAGAUCGUUGGCCUCACAGUUCUGAGGACCGGGAGUUCAAAUCCGAGUCCUGCCUGUGUGGAGUUUGCAUGUUCUCCCCGUGCCAAUGUGGGUUUUCUCCAUGUGCCCUGCGAUUGGCUGCCAACCAGUUAAGGGUGUACCCCGCCUCCUGGACGAAGGUAGCUGGGAUAGGCUGCAGCACUCCCGUGACUCUUGUGAGGAUAAGUGACUCAGAAAAUGGAAUGGAUGGAUGAUAUCGAGUAAAUGGUAAGACGUCUUUCCAUACCAUAUACACUGAGGAAAGCUACAUUAUAAAAAAGUGUUUCGAAAUCCUUGAAAAAUUUAUACAAUGUCUCCAAACUUUCUUUUGUUCUUUUCCCCACCAGGGCAAAUGAACAUUGUCCUCACAGUUGCCCAGCGUCCACCUCUUCACUAGUUUUCAGUGAGUGACAUUGGCACUUUUUCAACUGCUUCACGCACGAUUGUACAAAGUUUCCCCAAAAUGUAGUGCGUGCAGUGUACAGACGUUCAGGGACGUUUUUCUUUGGUUGCCGAUCAUGUCAUUUAAUUCAUUCAUUAAUUAAGAGGAAUUGAACAAAUAAUCAGUUUCUUCGCAGCAAAACGGCAGGUACAUCUCUUUCAUUUUAUAGUUUGAAAUUGGUGAUCUGUAAAUGCUGAUGGUUUAAUGACGGUCCGUUGGAAACGGGCACAGCAGGGUUUUCCAAAACGCAAAAUUCACAUAAAAACGAAUUUGACGUGUUAUUACAAUGUAAGUGCACAGAGUUCCACAACGGUGUUUUCCAAGAGCCAAAAUCUCAGUUCGUCCUGGAGACAAGUGAACAGUUUUUGCGCGCAAAUUUGAUUUGAUUGCAACUUCAGUGAAGUUAAAAUUCAGCUGUCUGUGAAUUCAACUCUUAUGAUUCAACCAGAGAUGCCUCUCGGAGACAGAACGAACAUCCACUUUGUGUGCAUCCGUUUCAUAUUCUUAAACGCUACACGAUGACGGGAUAUGAGAGAGCGUGUGUGUGUGUGUAUGCGGUGCUGAAUGACAUUUUGGAUUGUAAACUCCGGAAUCAUAAUACAGAUGUGUUGUUUGGAAAAAAAAAAAAAAACGACAAAAAUAUUUUCUCCCUUCUUUACACUUACUUGAGCAGUAUUUGUGGAAAUAUAUAUUACAUUGUACAAGCAGA
Syngnathoides biaculeatus (alligator pipefish) is the source of this 3026-nucleotide messenger RNA. RefSeq names its product RAB15, member RAS oncogene family (gene rab15). Gene Ontology annotation, molecular function: GTPase activity; GTP binding. Bases 235 to 876 code for a protein of 213 amino acids. The record is from RefSeq and is a predicted model, not a curated record. The transcript is spliced from 7 exons. NCBI's taxonomy places the organism in Eukaryota, Metazoa, Chordata, Actinopteri, Syngnathiformes, Syngnathidae. Gene Ontology annotation, biological process: Rab protein signal transduction.